UGUCCUUCCGAGAUCUCUGUAUUCCGGUGCAAGCAAGCGCAUCAGGCCCGCGACCGUGGAAAAACACGCCCAUAGAAUGACCCAAAGUCGGUUCGAGUCGCUGCUGGACGUGGACAGAGAUCAGUCCAAGAACCCGAGUGACGCCAGUCCAGUCAGUGACUCCUCUGAUGCCAGCGUGGAGCCCGCCUUCCGCCCCGAGCUGGUCCUGGCCCACUGCUUCCAGCAGCUCAAGCGGAAGGACUCGCACCUGCCCCGGAGUCGCCGGCGCAUCUUCAUCUUACCACAAAAGGAGGAUGCCCUGGGCGCUCCUGCCAGACCCCCGCCCCCUCCGCCCCCAGAGAGAAUCUCCUGCUACGAGGAAGUCUCAAAGGCCACCCAGGAGCAGCCAGAGGAUGUGAGCACCUGGGUGCGCCGGAGGAUGCGGCUCCGGCAGGACCUGGAGACCUUCGGUGACCUUGGCAAGUGGCUGCAGAACAAGAAUGACAUCACGGCCCUGGAGGCCAAGGUCUUACACGGGAUGUACAGGGAGCAAGAGACGGGCCUGAAGCGACGCCAGACGGUCACAGUGCAAAGGAAGAGAUCUUCGAGGCCCAUACCCCGAGUCGUGCCCCAGCUCCUGCUGCCCGUGCCCCCCGUGCUGCCCGGCCUCCUCUCCUUCCUGCACUUCCACAAGCUCAGGCUCCCGGACAUCUUCCAUGGGAAGGACCUUCGCAGCAGCUGGAAGGUCUCCAGGGAGGAAUUCCUUCAGGCGCUCAGGGAGGUGGGGGUCCCGCUGAGCCAGCAGGAGAUGGAGGACGUGGUGAUCUACCUCAGCUCCCUGAGCAAGGACAACACCAUCACCAUGAACAACCUGGAGACCUGCCACAAGCACUGGGUCGCGUCCCAGCGGAAAAGCGUCCUGCUCAACUGGAGAGAGUACUACAGGUCCUCCAAGCAGAGAACGCAGAAGGCGAAAGUCCCCAAGGGGCCGGCGCCCGUGGUGAUGGACUGGCUGACUGUGCCUGCGGUGGACACCAAGCCAGAGUCGCUGCCCAUGAGCCAGGAGGAGAGGGAGGAAGUGAGCAGGCAGUACCUCGAGAGGAGGCAGACGGCGAAGAAUAAAAAGCACCUGCAGCGCCAUGACACCAAGGACGCCACCCUGCCGUCCACCAUGGGUGGGGAGAUGAAGGACCUCCUCAACCACUUCCGCCAGGAGAACUUCCUGGUCUACCUGCAGUGCUGCAGGGCGUGCGAGUACUACGGCAUCCGGCUCUCCAAGGACGUCUUGGUGAAGGCCCUGCUGUACCCGGGAGACAAUGUCAUCUUCCAGAAGGACCACAAGCACCGCAUCCGGCAGCCGGGGGGCUACUACGACGACAAAUUCUUUGGCCAGAAAUAUACGAGCCCCAAGACAAGGGACCAGAAAACGGCCCAGAAAGCCAAGCAAAUGCCCUUCCAGGAGUUCGAGGACUUCCUCAGUGAGUCAUGGAAGACAUCUGAGUUCAUGCAGCGGACCGACCCCAACGCUUUCUGGCCGGGCCAACUCCUGGACAAGCUGCAGCUCUAUCUGCCCUCCCUGAGCAGGGACCGGAGCCUGGCCCUCUUCAGCUGUGUCCGGCCACAGCCCCCCGCCUACCCAACCAUCUACCACCCCGACCGCUGGUGGCCCAUGAAGAACAUGAGCUACGUGACCUAUGCCAACUACGAUGCCAACAAGGUGUACUUCAUUGGCUAGAGGGCUGGGGCCUGCCAGGCCGGUCAGCCGAGGCUGGCCCCGGGCACCAGCAUGACCCGGAGCCCCAGACCACAGCUCGGAGGCAGAGCCGGAUCAGCAAACCCAUUUCAGUGUGAUAACCUGGGCCAGUUUCUCCCGCGCCAGUGUCCUGUGUCCUAGAAGUACACGUGACCAGGGAUGGAGGGAGAAUCUUGAGGUGUCCCCCUCUCCUGACCUCUGUCCUCUUGAAAUAAACUGAGUUGGAGCGUGUCUCCUUCCUGUCAUUUGCAGAUGAGUCGAUG
Messenger RNA from Sorex araneus (European shrew), 1995 nucleotides. RefSeq names its product EF-hand calcium binding domain 12 (gene EFCAB12). The record is from RefSeq and is a predicted model, not a curated record. The coding region runs from base 77 to 1714 and encodes 545 amino acids. NCBI's taxonomy places the organism in Eukaryota, Metazoa, Chordata, Mammalia, Eulipotyphla, Soricidae. The transcript has 9 exons. Gene Ontology annotation, molecular function: calcium ion binding.